UCGUGCAGAAGCUAGUCAUCAAUGCACUCCUCGUUGUUGCUUGGUUCACAUUGAGUAUGGCACUUUCGCUCUACAACAAGUGGAUGUUUAGCAAGCAUCCAAACAACAACGGUCGCGACAACCUCAACUUUCCCUUCCCGCUCUUCACAACUUCUGUCCAUAUGGUUGUGCAGUUUCUGGGUAGCUGGAUGGUGUUGCAAUUGCUGCCACGCUUCAAACCGCCAAAGAGCCACAGCUUGACACUCAAAGACUAUGGUACACGUAUCGGACCGUGCGGUGUUGCGACAGGUCUCGACAUUGGCUUUUCCAAUGCUAGUCUGAAGACCAUUACGCUUGCAUUCUAUACCAUGUGCAAGUCUUCAUCACUUGCAUUCGUCUUGCUUUUUGCGUUUCUCUUCAAGCUGGAAAGGCUUCGUGCAAGCCUGGUGCUUGUCAUUGCAAUCAUCACUGCUGGCGUUGUUCUCAUGGUAGCGCACGAGACUCGCUUUGUUCUAGAAGGUUUCUUGCUUGUCAUGACAGCUAGCUGUCUGGGCGGUCUACGCUGGGCUCUGACACAAAUUCUGCUCAAGGAGAACCCAUCUACUGCCAAUCCAUUCUCUUCCAUCUACCAUCUGGCGCCCAUCAUGUUUACGUCGCUUUUCAUGAUUGCAAUGAUCCUAGAAGGACCUGUGGCACUCAUCAAAGCUGAGCUCUGGCAUAGCCGUGGCCUUAUGGCAAUACCGAUUCUACUGUUCCCUAGUAUUCUCGCCUUUCUCAUGACAGCUUCAGAAUUUGGCUUGAUUCAACGAACCAGUGUUGUCACACUCUCUGUUGCUGGUAUCUUGAAAGAAGUCCUGACUAUUGGCGCUUCAGCCGUCAUUUAUGGCGAUGCCCUCACUCUUCUCAACCUUUCUGGUCUGUUUGUUACUAUUCUGGGGAUUGCGCUCUAUAAUGUGUUGCGAUUCAGAAGCAUGCGUAAGAAGGUCAAGCAGGCUGUCUCGGAUGAACAAGAAGGUCGUUUGGCAGAGUCAGUACCAUUGCGUGGUGAUCAGGCAGAAGGUAUUGAGACUGUCUACCCGCAACGUUGAUCUGAUAGCGAUUAAUCCCGCGCUCGGAGGUGCUGUGGGUCCGAGACUGUCCCGAAGAUCGACUACCAUCGCAAUGCACUGCCUCGAGCGAGUGACGAGUACGUGAAGGAUACACGAGACGACGACUACAUACCUGGGCACGCAAGACCAUGCGAUUAUACUGCAUGCUGUCGCAUCCGAGAUGAUCUGCGGUGCGGGCCCCACAAGCGGCUUCGAUUUUUGUCAGACUUCAUCCUGACAGCGUUGUCUCUACAUGCUUCACGAAAGUAGCCGGCUGUAUGGAACGUUAUUGCCUGCAAUAUCUCAGAGAGUCGAGGGUAUCUGCUGCUUGUCUGGCCAUCAG
Protomyces lactucae-debilis is the source of this 1410-nucleotide messenger RNA. Its product is annotated as triose-phosphate transporter family-domain-containing protein. Gene Ontology annotation, biological process: UDP-glucose transmembrane transport. NCBI's taxonomy places the organism in Eukaryota, Fungi, Ascomycota, Taphrinomycetes, Taphrinales, Protomycetaceae. The record is from RefSeq and is a predicted model, not a curated record. Gene Ontology annotation, molecular function: antiporter activity. The transcript has a single exon. Gene Ontology annotation, cellular component: Golgi apparatus; cis-Golgi network; endoplasmic reticulum-Golgi intermediate compartment. Bases 57 to 1067 code for a protein of 336 amino acids.